This is a messenger RNA of Closterium sp. NIES-67, 3003 nucleotides long. NCBI's taxonomy places the organism in Eukaryota, Viridiplantae, Streptophyta, Zygnematophyceae, Desmidiales, Closteriaceae. The record is from the annotation of a GenBank genome assembly.
ACUUACCUACUCCCUGACCUAAUUGGUAAGAGGUACCUCGUGAAGGCUCAUCUCCCUCGUCCUGGUCGCCAUCGGCUAUCUCCCUCAGCGGUGCAAGCGAAUCUCGGUCGCGAGUUAAUCGCUACGAGCAGCUUACAAUAGCAGCGUACUCGGCACGACGAGCUUACUCGUUACCAGCAGCUUAGACCAGACUUCAAAGGCCGGGCGGUAGCAUCGCAGUGUUACGUGCGUUCGCAAACCUUGUCCGACGCUCUCUCCGUCUCUCUCUUUCUUCCGAAGUGGCGUUGAGUCAAGUCAGAAGUCGUUCGCAACCUUUAGCUGUUGUGCGCUCUCUCUGACUCGCCGUGCGAGUAGUCGUUCAACCCAAAGCUCACACAUUCUAAUCACCGCCGUUCGAGCACUCACCGUGCGUGGCCGACUGUGCGAUCCGAUCCGACCUUGCGACACCCACCGUACGACACCCACCGAGCGACACCUACCGUACGACACCCACCGUGCGAUACCCGCGGUGCUGCCGGGCAGCAUGUCGAUUCGCGGCAUGGUGACGGGCGGCGGCGGGUGCUCCGUGCCGGGCGAGCGGCCGUCCUCUUCGUCCAGCAACCCGCUCGGCGCGCUUGCGGACUCCAUCCUGGGAUCUGCCGCCAAGCAGCAGGAGAGAGUUCGCGAGCUGCCGAGCCUGGCAGGUCCGGGGCAAGCCUCGGGCGGCAACCUGUUUGGUCCGGCGGAAGGUGGGGCUGCAGCGAUGCCACACAUGCCGCUGCCAGGCGCCGACAUGCAGAGCGCCAUGGGGGGACCCAUGGGGCCGUCGCUCCAGGCGCAGCAGUUCCUGUCGUCCUUCCAUGCACCCGGCCCGGCAGCAGCGGCAGCGCCGCCCGACGCUCACCUGGAGGCCGUCUGGAACGAGGCUCGGCACGCCCAGGCCUUGCCGCCAGGCAUGGUGGCAGGCAUGGCACUGCCCGAUGCAGCAGCCGCGGCUCAUUUCCGGGAGUUUGAGCAAAUCUUUGGGGGGAUGUCUCUGGACGGCGGCGCUGCUGCUGCUGCUGCUGCCACUGGUGAUGCUGCCCUGCAGCCGCCUGCAAUCCCCGGCCUUCCCCCCCAGCAGCAGCAGGCGGUGCGCUCUCUGCUCCACUCCUUCUUCGCCUCCACCCAGGCGGGCCGCCCCUUCCACCUGCAGGCGCAUGGGCCCCUGCCCGCGCUGGCGCACCUGUCCCCCGCGGACCAGGCGCGCAUCCGCAACCGCUCCGCCAUCCUGGCGCGCCACAUGUUCGCGCAGCAGGGGGAGGGCUUCGCCUCCGCGCAGGUCGCCGCGCUGCUGCGCUCCCUGGGCGUGGACGACGCGGGGGAGGGCUCUUCUGCGCUCAUGGGCGCGCCUGGGCCGCUGGGGGGAAGGUUUCGGGAGUUUGAAGACUUUUGGAAGGAUGCGGGGGGGGACUGGCAGCAGCAGCAGCGCGUGGGGGAGGAGGCACGGGCGGAGGGGCCACGCAGCGAGGCGGAGCGGGUGGCAGCGAGGCAGCAGACGCAACGCAUCGUGGAGACACUGUCGCAGGACCCCAACCCCAAGUUCCAGCAAUCCAAGUUUCUGCAGUUUGUGUCGAAGAUGAGUCGCGGCGAGCUGAUAGCAGAGGAGGGCGGGGUGAGGGAGGUGUCGCCCGCCGCAGCAGCAGCGGCGGCGGCAGCGGAGCAGUGGGCGAGCGAGUUUGAGAACCUUCACCAGCACGAGCACGUGCACUCGCAUGCCAUCAAGGCGGACGCUGACUGGGCUACCGAGUUUGCUGCUAGGAACGGCUCAUCCACAUCCCUGGACUCACGGGACUGGGCGGACGAGUUUGCGCAGCAGAUGGCGCACGCGCACCCCCACGGGCACGCGCACGACCAGCAGCACACGGAGGGCGAGGGUGUGGUGGAGGACGGCGACCCCAGCGCGUGGCUCGAGUCGUACGAGCGGUACGUGGAGGAGCAGCUGCGGGACGAGCAGCAGCGGCGGGCGGAGUCAUCGUCGUCGCGGUGGCCGUACGCCUUUGCGGACAAGAACCCCUAUGUGGGCCAUGCCGACCCCUUCCACCAGGGGCAGGACCUCUUCAGGCGGGGUCUACUGAGCGAGGCCAUUCUUGCCCUGGAGGCGGAGGUGCUGCGUAACGAGGGCAACGCCGAGGCGUGGCGCCUCCUGGGGGUGUCGCAUGCUGAGAACGACGACGACCGCCAGGCGAUAGCAGCCAUGACACGGGCGCGGGACGCGGAUCCCACCAACCUCGAUGUGCUGCUCGCACUGGGCGUCAGCCACACCAACGAGCUGGAGCAGGCAGAGGCACUGUACCACCUGCGCAGCUGGCUGCAGAACCACCCCAAGUACAAGACGCUCGUGCCGCCCGCGGGGCCUGCCUCCAUGUCACACUCCGAUGUGGUGCAGUUCUACGCAGAGGCAGCCCGCAUGGCACCAGAGGAUGCAGAUCUGCAGGUGGUGCUGGGCGUGCUGUUCAACCUGUCCCAUGAGUACGACCGCGCCAAGGCUGCCUUCCGCAGGGCGCUCACGCUGCGCCCCGCCGACUACUCCCUCUGGAACAAGCUCGGCGCCACGCAGGCCAACAGCGCACAGUCAGCUGAGGCCAUUGAGGCGUACCAGAAGGCUUUGGACUUGAAGCCGAACUAUGUGCGAGCGUGGACGAACAUGGGCAUUGGAUAUGCCAACCAAGGCAAGUAUGAGGAGUCGGCGCGCUACUAUGUGCGCGCGAUUGCCAUGAACCCCACGGCGGAGAAUGCGUGGCAGUACCUGAGAAUCGCUUUAAGCUGUGCUGGAAAUUCGGAGCUACUCCCAGCUUGUGAUGCCCAUGAUGUCGAUGCGCUGCAGAGGGCAUACCCAUUGUAGCUGAAUGCGUAAGGGUUGGUUAAACUACAUAGGGAACUAUAUGAGGGCUUUUUAGUUCAUGGUGUAGCUUUCUUAAAUAUGGGAAGCGACCCGAACCUAUCACUUGGGUUGCGGAGCCUGACCUUGAAACGGUCUUCCCA